ACGAAGAAAAACCACCUUCGUAUUAUGCUUGCGCCAUUUCCUUCGUAUUAUGGGAAAUUUCUUCGUAAGACAUUAAGACAAGCAUGAAGAGUGCACGUUGUACUGAUAUUUUUUGUGUUAUGCUUUUUACAGGUAAAAUUUUCGUGACCUUCUACACUGGCACGGUUCUUCCGGCUUGCCGUUUCAACUCUAUACAGAGUCAGCCAAGUGUCACGGAGAAAGUGAACCAAGCCAAUGCGUCUCUCGACUACCAAGUGCUUUCUUUAGGAAACUGGACGAACUUCCAAGAGUGGCUGGAGGCAUUAAAUGAAGCGGGUCGCUCUGUAUUCUCAUCGUAGUGCCGCUCUGUGAUUUGGUUUUAGUUAGUUUGCUUCCGGUGCUGUGUCACUUGGUUUUAGGUAGUUUGCUUCCGGUGCUGUGUCACUUGGUUCUAGGUGGUUUUGCUUCUGGUGCUGUAGUUAGCUCCGCUUCCGCAUGUGUGUGUGUUGGGGACGGUGACUGCAUCGCGUCUUGCCAUCUGUCUGUCCUAACGCGGGCGUGUCAUGUGUUGCAGGCGCCGCGGUUUUCGGACAGGUCUCCGUCAAAGAGGACUCCAAGAUGGGCUGCUCUGGGGCGCAGGGCCCUGCUCUGCCGGCCGCGCCGUCUGCUGCAGCGAGCGAUCGGGUCGUCGGCUGGUGCAGCGUGGCAGGCUGCACGGAGGGCUUCUCGUCGUGGGAGAAGCACGUCAAGCAUCACCGGGCGUGCCACGUCAAGGAGCAGGACAGAGGAUCCUUCUGCUCCCUGUGCCUGGUGCAGGUCAUCAACUUUGAAGGCCACAUGUUGUCGCACAAUCAUCACAAAGUGGACUGCAGCCUCUGCUCGGCUAGCUUCGUGAACCAAGGCGCUCUCAGGAAGCACUGGACCCUCUUUCAUCGCCGGUCGCUGCCGGAAAUCCCGCCGGCAGCCCGGGCCGCUCCCACUGCCCCAGCCUGGAAGGCCUCGGAGGCACCGACAGCGGUCACCACCGUAUCCGGCACCAGUGCGAGGCUACCGGCGACGGUUACCACAGCAUGCGGCAUCGGUGCGAGGCUACCGGCGACGGUUACCACAGCAUGCGGCAUCGGUGCGAGGCUACCAGCGACGGUUACCACAGCAUGCGGCAUCGGUGCGAGGCUACCAGGCGACGGUUACCACAGCAUGCGGCACCAGUGCGAGGCUACCAGCGACGGUUACCACAGCAUGCGGCAUCGGUGCGAGGCUACCAGGCGACGGUUACCACAGCAUGCGGCAUCGGUGCGAGGCUACCAGCGACGGUUACCACAGCAUGCGGCAUCGGUGCGAGGCUACCGGCGACGGUUACCACAGCAUGCGGCUCUGGUGCGAGGUUACCAGCGACGGUUACCACAGUAUGCGGCAUCGGUGCGAGGCUACCAGCGACGGUUGCCACAGCAUGCAGGGACCAGGGGCGAGGCUACCGGCGACGGUUCCCACAGCAUGCGGCAUCGGUGCGAGGCUACCAGCGACGGUUACCACAGUAUGCGGCAUCGGUGCGAGGCUACCAGCGACGGUUACCACAGCAUGCGGCAUCGGUACGAGGCUACCAGCGACGGUUACCACAGCAUGCGGCAUCGGUGCGAGGCUACCAGCGACGGUUACCACAGUAUGUGGCAUCGGUGCGAGGCUACCAGCGACGGUUACCACAGCAUGUGGCAUCGGUGCGAGGCUACCGGCGACGGUCGCCACAGCAUCCGGCACCAGUGCGAGGCUACCAGCGACGGUUACCACCUCAUGCACCACCAGUGGGAGGCUACCGGCGACGGUUACCACAGCAUCCGGCACCAGUGCGAGGCUACCAGCAACGGUUACAAGACCACCGGUAGCAAUCCCAACAACCUCAAGUACCAACAUAAGACCACCAAAAGUGGUUCCGAAAGCUUUCAGUGCAAGUGGAAGGCCACCGACGGCAGUCACUUCGGCAUCGGGCACUAGUGCAAGACCACCAGCGGAGAUCACCACAGCAGCCGGCAUUACCACGAGACCACCAGGAACUUUUACUCCAGCAGCCAGCACUAGCGCGAGGCCACCGACGCCGGUUACAGCGGCAGCUCAACCGAAGGCAGUGAAACCGUCCUCCUCCUCUGUAGCCGACGCUCAGCUGGACGCCCCAGUGCUGGGCUGGUGCACAUUCCCAGGGUGCCCGGAAAAGUUCUACACGUGGCAACGCUACCUGGUACACUUCAAACUGCUCCACGACCCGCUGCUGUGCACGACUUGCGGAUGCACUCGCCACGUGGCGCCGCACGGGCAGCUCGACCUCAAGUGUCCUUCCUGUCCCGCCUGCUUCACGCACCGUAAGCGCCUGCUCCACCACAGGAAAAGCUUCCAUCGUGAGACGGAAGCACCUCUGCCGUCGGAGCACAGGAGGACGGUCCCUGAAGACAUCGCGGGCAACGUCUUGGUCAGCAUCACGGAGAACGUGAUCGGCUGGUGCACCUACCAACACUGCGGCCAGCCUUUCUCGAACUGGGAAGCCCACGUGGAGCACCAGAUGACGCAUCACUUUGAAGCCCAGCCCAACGUCGUGUGCCAUCUGUGCCUGGAGACGGAACCGUUCGGCGGAUUGCAGGACCACCUGGAGGCGCACCGCCGCAUGGGCGACACGCCCUGCCCGCUCUGCUCCGCCCGCUUCAUCGGCACCGUCACCAAGCAGCACCUCACCGACUUCCACCACGUGACGCCCUCGGGCAGAGUCCCCGCCGUGUUGGGCUGGUGCACUGCCAAUCACUGCACGGCGUCGUUCUGCACCUGGGAGGGCUUCGUCCACCACUUUAUCCGCCACCACAUCAAGACUGCAGACCCUCUUCGAGUGUGCCAGCUGUGCCUCAGCGCCCCGCUGCUGUCCGCUGAAGCCGCCAAGCGGCACACCCAGGACCACUUUGCGGCGGGCAGGCAGCACUUCGAGUGCCAGCUCUGUACAGCGCGAUUUUUCUCGGAGCGAUACCUGGCCCAACAUGUGAAAGAAUUUCACCGCAAGGCGUACUGAGGUUCGCCAUUGACUGAUCCUUUGAAGAAGAAUUUGUUUAUUUCGAUUUAUUUCCUGUCGAAUCCGACAUAGUUAUCCACCUGCGGUUAGAAGAGAGGACUUUUGAAACUUGUGCUAUCAUAUAGCAAAUCGGUCAACCUUGCUUUAUUUAUUGUCGAAUUCAAUAAAUCCUCGUUAAUAGUAUUCCCCUUUAAGUUAUGAUGAAGCAAUCUGUCAACCUUGCUUGAUUUUCAUUUUUUCAGUCCAUUUGACCACUGUAAACCUGAUGUGGUGAAAGGAUUUGCCUUUUGAAGUCUUGAUAGAGCAAAUUUAUCAACCCUGCUUCAUUUUGUGACAGAUUCUACAUUGUAAUCCUUUUGUCGUUUAUAGAAUUUUCCUUUGAAGUGAAGACAAAGUCAAUCUGUCAACCUUGCCUUCUUGUCAAAUUCAACAUUGUUCACAUUGUAAAGAGAAUUGCCUCAUUAAUGUGUUUGUUGUUUGUGUUAGUGGUACGGAAUGGAUUAUUAAAAUUAUCUAUUCAAAAUCA
Molecule: messenger RNA, 3548 nt
Organism: Thrips palmi
Lineage: Eukaryota; Metazoa; Arthropoda; Insecta; Thysanoptera; Thripidae
Exons: 4
Coding region: 598-1968 (456 amino acids)
Source: RefSeq, a predicted model, not a curated record